Molecule: messenger RNA, 1905 nt
Organism: Helianthus annuus (common sunflower)
Lineage: Eukaryota; Viridiplantae; Streptophyta; Magnoliopsida; Asterales; Asteraceae
Product: pentatricopeptide repeat-containing protein At5g66520-like
Exons: 1
Coding region: 207-1757 (516 amino acids)
Biological process (GO): RNA modification
Molecular function (GO): protein binding; RNA binding
Source: RefSeq, a predicted model, not a curated record
CAUCCGACCCAGCUAACCCGACCGGUUUGGUUUGUAGUUUUUCGAAACUGUAGUUAAUGGCUCGGCGCAAAAUUUUUGUUUAAAUCAGCCGAACCGGACCAUGCCCAAACUCUUUUGUCUAUUGAUAAUGUGGAUAAUGUUUGGAUGGCUGUGAAUGAAUAGAAGACUUCACAUACUCAAGUCAAAUUAUCUAAGCAAGACAAAAAAUGGUGGCACAGACCAUGGCUUCUUCACGUGUACCGGUCCCUGUUACACUGCUGCAAAUGUGUACCGAUUUUAAGGAAAUCAGGCAAUUGCACGCCCGGCUGGUGGUGUCGGGGUUGAUCGAUAGACGGGUUAAUGCAGGGAGGCUGAUUGCAUCCUAUGUGGCAUGUGGUGAAAUCUAUGAAGCUUUGUCUGUGUUCCACACAAUACCUUAUCCUGAUGUGUUUGCCUAUAACAACAUUAUCAGAGGCUUAACAUUGGCUGAGUGUCCACAUGAUUCACUCUUACUUUACAAUGAACUCUUGCAGGGGAACCUAACACCAGAUAACCACACUUACACUUAUGUUCUAAAAGCAUGUUCCCGCGUAAAAGCCGUUUCUCAAGGGAAGCAACUGCAUGCCCAGAUCAUUAAGGUGGGAAAGAAACCCGAUGGGUACAUUCACGGCUCGAUGAUAAACAUGUAUGCGAAUUCAGGCGAGAUGGGUUGUGCGGAACGCGUUCUUACUGAGUUUUCGGAAGAGAACGUGCAUGGAAAAAACUCCGUGAUUACUGGUUACAUGAACCGGGGCGAAGUUUAUGUUGCCCGUGAAGUGUUUAAUAAUAUGUCUACAACAGAUUCUGCAUCUUGGAGUGCGAUGAUAACAGGGUACGCUAGAAACGGUAUGCAUACAGAGGCUUUAGUCAUGUUUCAAGAAAUGAUAGCUUCUAAAGUUUUAAUAAACGAGUCGGCCCUUGUGAGCGCGCUAUCUGCGUGCGGUCAUUUGGGUGCGUUGGAUCAGGGUAGAUGGAUACACGCUUACGUCAACAAAAAUACAAAUAAGAUUAGUGUUAAUCUCGGCACAUCCAUUAUUGACAUGUAUGCGAGAUGUGGGUGUGUCGAGUUUGGCUAUGAAGUUUUCAAAAGUAUGCCCGAGAAAGAUGUUGUGACAUGGGGAGUUAUCAUUCACGGGUUUGCAACACACGGGCUUGCCGGAAAAUGCUUUCAACUUUUUGAUGAAAUGGUCGUAGAAGGAACACAACCAAACGAAGUUAUAUUUGUAGCCAUACUAACCGCAUGCUCUCAUGCGGGAUUAGUAGACUUGGGUCGGUUAUAUUUCAAUCAAAUGUCGAGUUUAUAUAACAUAAGACCAUCGGUUGAACACUAUGGGUGCAUGGUUGAUCUUCUUGGUCGUGCUGGAAGGUUAGCCGAGGCAGAAGAGCUAAUCUCAACAAUGGUGGAAGAACCAAACGCGGUUAUAUGGGGUGCGUUACUCGCAGGUUGUAGAAUCCAUAAAGACUUUAGGUUAGGGGAAUAUGCUUUUAGGCAACUAGUUAAGUUGGAGCCCGAUUCAGGUGAGCGGUAUAAGCUAGCGAGUCAUUUGUUGGCAGAUAGAGGUGAACGAGAACGCGCACAUAAACUUAGAAAAGAAAUUCAACACAGAAAUUUAGAGGUAACACAAGGGUUGAGCUUGAUUGAGGUUGAUGGGGAGAUCCAUGAAUUUGUUGCAAGUGACAUUGAUCAUAAAAAAUAUCAAGAAAUAUAUAGCGUGUUCCAGGGACACUCGGUCCAGUAGAGGUGGCAAAAUAGAUAAGAGUCGUGUUUAGAUUAAACGAUCCGAGUUGUGUUCGAUCGACCCGCAAAUACAUUUUAUGUACAUUUUAGAUAACACUUAUAAAUGUAUCACGCGUUACUUAUUAGUAUAAAACAAUAUUAUUACACAA